GGAUACAGUUCUGCACGAGCUCUCGGGCCUGGAGGCCGUGAUAGAUAGCGUUGUCAGCAUUAUCGCUGAGCGCCGGCAGCAAUCGGAUGCAGUUCUGGACGAGAUCUCUGAUCUGGAGGCCGUGAUGGAUAGCGUCAAAUAUCAUCAUCAGCAAGUCGUCGAAAAGAAGGAGAAGAUCAUGCAGUCGAUGGAUUUGCACAAGGGACUCCUAUCGGCUCUCUGGCGCUUUCCAACGGAAGUCCUAUCCCAAAUAUUCAACCACUGUCUCCCUGAAACCCCAUUCAAAGCCCCCGUACUGUUAACAAGAAUAUGCCAACGAUGGAGGGAGGUUGCUGUGGGUACGCCCGAUCUAUGGUGCAGGUUGUAUGUGGAAGCCGACGACCGAGGCUGGGAGCAGGCAGCUUUCUGUUAUGACUUGUGGCUCAAGCGUUCACGAGGACGUCCGCUCUCAUUAGAACUCGGGCACCACUACUCGACCAAACUACGAAGUCUUCUUCAGCCUCAUAUGAGGCAUAUAAAAUUUCUCCGAGUCUCUGUCGAUUACUUCCGGGGUAGACACCCUCAGCUGUUUGCUACUGACCUCCCAGCACUUCAGGAGCUGACCAUAUUGGGAAUGCGAAAUCAUGAUAUUCCAACUAUUGCACAAUUUAUCUCGCGACUGCCGUCCACUAUGCGCUGUCUCGAGUUCAUUAACAUAAUGCCGCGUUUCGACAUCGAGGACUUGUCUUCUUUAGGCCCCGUAUGGGCUUACUUGACGGAUAUCCAGAUCGCCGUAUGUAACCCGAACGCAUUCCUCCAUUUGCUUCAAUUAUGUCCCAACCUCUCUUCCUUAAAUGUCCAUAUAGGAUCCGACCGAAAAAAAUCCAUGGAAUCAUUCACGCACACAAAAUUACAAUCCUUAUGCAUCAUCCUUUAUGAUGGGCCCUUGCUCACGCGCCCUUUAUCUGACCUGUUCAAUGCUCUAUCACUCCCCAAUUUGCGCGCGCUUGGAGCUCACCGCAAAAGCUACAGUGGAUCUUCUUGGCUUCAUGAGGAUAUGCAGGCAUUAUUGGCACGGUCAAAGUGUCCCCUGGAGACCCUGACUAUCGGU
This is a messenger RNA of Suillus discolor, 1090 nucleotides long. RefSeq lists its product as uncharacterized. Lineage: Eukaryota; Fungi; Basidiomycota; Agaricomycetes; Boletales; Suillaceae. The record is from RefSeq and is a predicted model, not a curated record. The transcript has 3 exons. Gene Ontology annotation, molecular function: protein binding. The annotation marks the transcript as partial.